ACGUGAGCCCUAAUAUUGGCUUCACCACACAAUUUGAGCCCUCAAACUGGAAUCAGAUCAUUUGUUAUCAUCUGCGGGUCGCUGCUACUGAACGCAAAUAUAACUUGGAACAUCUUGGAAUGGCUCUCCUCGCACCUCUCGUCUUGUGCGGUGUACUGCUGCGACUUCUGCUCGGCACGGAGGCCUGCCAGAAGACUGCCUGGACAAAGGGCCACCUGGCCACAGACACGGCCAUUGAGGCGUUCACUCUCCGGCCCAGCAGAGGCUCCACCUGCGUCUGCUGCUCGUUCUGCAACUCCAACGCCAACUGCGACAGCCUCAGCUACAACGUUGUCACCCGCGAGUGUCUGCUGUUCGACUACGUGGCCAGCUACUCUUCCAUCAUCGCCAGCAGCGACUGGAGGUACUUCGUGAUGCCGGGGAGGUCCCAGCACGAGCAGUUCUGUCGGGAGGACUCGGACUGUCUGCAGAGCGGCGACUCGUGUCGUGGUCGCGUCUGCACGGACCUGUCGGCCAUCACGUGCAGGGUCAUCUACGAGCAGCUCGGCGCCGGGGAUCGGCUGGGCGGAGAGAUCCACGCUCACGGAUGGAUGAGCGGUCAGGACAUGCUGCUUCUCUGCCGCAUGACUGCCGAGUGGCCCGGUUUCACGAGCAUCUUCCGCAACAAGAGAUCAUCAGAAUCCAUCACCCGAGACAACGUGCGCGCCUACAACGCCGACCUCUCGGCGGGCACAGAGGUGCAGGCGGGUCUCGAGAUGGCGGACCUGAUCCGUCAGCUCCACUCCGGCGUCCAGUACCAGCUGCGGACGAUCGCCAAAUGUUCUGACACGGCUGCCUUUGACGGCGAACUGAUGACCGAGGCUCUGCUCGACCGCGGCCAGCCGGUCACCGUUGAGAUCGACGCCGCCACGGCUGUCAGCGACACGUUCCAGACGGACUUUGCCGGCAUCCCCAGCGUGUCGCUACCCUACCUGCUGCCCUCCGGAGAGGACAUAGUCAGCGCCAAAGUCAAUGUGGAGCUGGACGACGGCUCGGUGGAGCAGGUCUCACUGCCCUUAGCGCGCACUGGUGACAUGCUCUGGUUCAGAUCGGUCGCCAUUUUUAUUCGUGAAUAAACCGC
Molecule: messenger RNA, 1120 nt
Organism: Amphibalanus amphitrite
Lineage: Eukaryota; Metazoa; Arthropoda; Thecostraca; Balanomorpha; Balanidae
Exons: 2
Coding region: 120-1115 (331 amino acids)
Source: RefSeq, a predicted model, not a curated record